Paramecium octaurelia is the source of this 371-nucleotide messenger RNA. NCBI's taxonomy places the organism in Eukaryota, Ciliophora, Oligohymenophorea, Peniculida, Parameciidae. The record is from the annotation of a GenBank genome assembly.
AUGGAAGAAUUUAGAUCUAUUAUGAUUAUAAUUAGAGUAUUUACUGAAAAUUUGGAGUCAUUUUAAAAAUAAUCAAUAAUUUGACUAAGUACUCAGGUGUAAAAUGAUAUUGAUACUCACAAAAGGUGCCUCAUGUUUGCAGUUCAAAGAGGCAAGCUUAUUAAGGAAUAGACCUUUCUGAUGAAUUGUGCAGAUCUAUCCUCUUAGUCGGUGUUUCCUAUCCAUCAAUAGUAGAUAAUCAAUUUAUAGAAAAAAUGAACUACUUUGAUAGGAACUUCAAAGUUUUAGAAUUCGAUAAUAAAUAAAGAAUAUUAAAAAAACUAUUCGUGUCACAAACAAGCUAUUAGAAGAAGUAUUCAAGAUAUCAAUGA